Molecule: messenger RNA, 2456 nt
Organism: Vitis riparia (riverbank grape)
Lineage: Eukaryota; Viridiplantae; Streptophyta; Magnoliopsida; Vitales; Vitaceae
Product: probable serine/threonine-protein kinase At1g54610
Exons: 10
Coding region: 357-2105 (582 amino acids)
Biological process (GO): positive regulation of transcription elongation by RNA polymerase II; protein phosphorylation
Cellular component (GO): cyclin-dependent protein kinase holoenzyme complex; nucleus
Molecular function (GO): RNA polymerase II CTD heptapeptide repeat kinase activity; ATP binding; cyclin-dependent protein serine/threonine kinase activity
Source: RefSeq, a predicted model, not a curated record
GGCAAUCUGUUUGACUUGAAGAAAUUCGAACACAAUAAUUUAAUAUAAUUUUUUUUUUUCCUGUUUUUAUAUAUUUAAUAAUUUAUUGUAUGCUGAUUCCUCCGUCAUUGUCUGAAAGAGAGCUCAGACCAGAGAAUAUAUAAAUAUUUAGAAAGAGAAGGUGGGGGAGAGAUUUUGUUUCUCUCUCUAGAAUUCCUCAGAUUCAAUCAAGGGAGCCUUGCCCGCUCAGAAUCUUGAAGCUAGGUGCUGGUGCUGGGGAGUUGCUUGAUUUGUAGUGGUUGAUUGAUGUGAUUAAUUGAUGAUUGAAGAGCAUGCAUAUUGAACAUGGUGCUGAGAAAUGAGGUUUAGGUUCAAGAAUGGGGUGUGUACUUGGUCGUGAAGUGUUGUCGAACGUGGUGGUUUCGGAGGCUAAUGGGGCGGAGAAGAGUAUCAAGGAGAAGAGGAGUAAUUCGAGUGUCAAUUCGAACAGGAAGUUGGAUGAUGUGACGAAGAAAAGUGAUAGUAAGGUUGAGGUUGGUAACGGAGAGACCCAAAAGGAGGAGAAGACUGAUGGUAGUCAACGGCCCCGAGGUGAUAAGAAAAAAUUGAGGUCAAAUCCGAGGUUGAGUAAUCUACCCAAUCAUGUGCGUGGAGAGCAAGUUGCAGCUGGGUGGCCGUCUUGGUUAUCGGAUGUUGCAGGGCCAGCACUUAAUGGCUGGAUACCUCGGCGAGCAGACACUUUCCAGAAACUUGAUAAGAUUGGACAAGGAACAUAUAGCAAUGUGUAUAAAGCUAGAGAUAUGUUAACGGGCAAAAUUGUUGCACUAAAGAAAGUUCGAUUUGAUAAUUUGGAACCUGAGAGUGUGAAAUUUAUGGCUAGAGAGAUUGUCAUUUUGCGGCGCUUGGAUCAUCCCAAUGUUGUAAAAUUGGAGGGUUUGGUGACUUCAAGGCUGUCCUGCAGUUUGUAUCUUGUAUUUGAGUAUAUGGAGCAUGAUUUGGCUGGACUUGCUGCAAGCCCGGGUAUCAAAUUCACUGAACCUCAGGUCAAAUGUUACAUGAAACAACUACUAUCUGGCCUAGAGCAUUGUCACAACCGCGGUGUGCUUCACCGUGACAUCAAAGGAUCAAAUCUCCUUCUUGAUAAUGGAGGAGUACUUAAGAUUGCUGAUUUUGGCUUGGCUGCUAUAUUUGAUCCUAAUUACAAGCACCCAAUGACGAGUCGGGUGGUAACCUUAUGGUAUCGACCUCCAGAGCUUCUGCUUGGGGCUAAUGACUAUGGCGUAGGUGUGGACUUGUGGAGUGCAGGCUGCAUUUUAGCUGAGUUAUUGGCUGGGAAGCCCAUCAUGCCUGGUCGUACAGAGGUAGAGCAAUUACAUAAGAUAUACAAGCUAUGCGGCUCACCUUCUGAUGAAUACUGGAAAAAAUAUAGAUUGCCAAAUGCAACCUUAUUCAAGCCUCGAGACCCUUACAAACGAUGCAUAGCAGAGACAUUCAAAGACUUCCCACCAUCUUCACUGCCACUUAUUGAAACUCUUCUUGCAAUUGAUCCAGUGGAACGUCGGACAGCCACAGCUGCAUUAAACUGUGAAUUCUUCACAACGAAACCUUAUGCUUGUGAACCAUCUAGCCUUCCGCAAUAUCCUCCAAGCAAGGAGAUGGAUGCCAAGAGGCGAGAUGAUGAAGCUCGAAGGCAAAAAACCGCUAGCAAAGCCCACGGUGAUGGUGCGAAGAAAAUGCGUCCACGCGCUAGGGCAAUGCCUGGACCAGAAGCCAAUGCUGAGCUUCAAUCUAAUCUUGAUCGAAGACGCCUAAUCUCCCAUGCAAAUGCAAAGAGUAAGAGUGAAAAGUUUCCUCCACCUCACCAGGACGGAGCAGUUGGCUUCCCCUUGGGUGCUUCACAACACAUUGAUCCUGCUUUUGUCCCUGGUGAUGUGCCAUUCAGUUCUACAUCAUUUACAUCUUCAAAAGAUCAUGCCCAGACCUGGUCUGGUCCAAUAGGCGACCCUGCUGCCAUUGGAGCUCUAAGGCGAAAGAAGAACACUUAUGGUGAUGCUCGAGAACCGAAAAAACCAGCAGCAGUUAACCCAAGGGACAGAAGUGCGAAGGUGAGGGUGGUUAAAGGAUAGGAAUUAUUGCUUGAACUUCAUGUCAAGUGAAAUUAAUCGUGUGGAUAUGCUGACAAACAUUUCCACCAGAAUCAAUCUCUGUGCUUCACGAGUGAAGUGCUUUAAAUCCCCCAUGAAUGCAUUUCAAAAAAUGUAUUCAGAGGUAAAAUCUGUUCUUCUUUUUCCUUUCCCCCUUUCCCCAAAAUAUAAUUUUUUUUUUUAACCUGGUUCUAUUGAUUGUGUAUAUUUUGAAUCUUUCCUUAAAAAAAAAAAAAACACAAAAGAAAAUGAAUUCCUUGUGGUGAAAACUGAGUACUGUUUAGUGAAAUUCUAAUAAAUGUUUGAGAGUUAAAUUCGUUUGUUCAAUAUUUC